This is a messenger RNA of Talaromyces proteolyticus, 2294 nucleotides long. RefSeq names its product putative DNA repair protein. Lineage: Eukaryota; Fungi; Ascomycota; Eurotiomycetes; Eurotiales; Trichocomaceae. The record is from RefSeq and is a predicted model, not a curated record. Gene Ontology annotation, biological process: interstrand cross-link repair; protection from non-homologous end joining at telomere; double-strand break repair via nonhomologous end joining. Bases 284 to 2269 code for a protein of 661 amino acids. Gene Ontology annotation, molecular function: damaged DNA binding; 5'-3' DNA exonuclease activity. The transcript has 8 exons.
CAAUUGGCUAGCGCGCAAGACUUUUAAUCUUGAGGUUCGGGGUUCGACCCCCCGCAGGGGUGGCUUUUUUUUAAAACUCCUUUCUAUCAUUUACACACCCGAAAAAUAUGGCUUGCAGGCACCUACCCGAGUGGAGCUUGGCGUUCGGUAGGCAGGCACCAACCUGCUGGCCCAGAAAGGCAGCAGCAGAGGCCCGGUCGUUCCUUCUGGUCGAAGACAGCCCUUGUCGUCCUGUCGCUGCAUCCAGCAUGCGUUCUGUUCCCCAUAGAGUAGACGCCCAGCCAUGUCGACGUUCAAUGGCAUCGUUUCCGAAUUCCCUUCUAUAAGGAUCGAUUACUUUCGCAGAGUGCCCGACAAGCCAGCGCCACUCGCUUGCUUCCUCAGCCAUGUCCACAGCGAUCAUUUGCUGGGCUUGGAGUCUCUGCGCUCGCCGUUCGUUUACUGCUCUGCUGUGACGAAAGAGGUAGGUGACGAUCUCAUCAAGCUGAACUUCGCUGAGUAUAUUUUGCGAAUCCAGCUGCUGCUACGAAUUGAGAAAUACCCGCAUCGCAUGAACUUCUCAAAAGGCAUCCUCGAGUCUAGAAAGCAGCAUUAUGGGCACCUGGCAAAGCUGCUGAGGCCAAUACCAUUGAAUACUCCCACUGAGAUCGAGCUUACCCCCUUGCAACGCAUUCGGGUAACGCUGUUCGACGCCAAUCACUGUGCAGGUGCAGUGAUGUUCUUAAUUGAGGACAAGAAGAAUGCUGUACUAUACACCGGAGAUAUUCGAGGCGAAACCUGGUGGGUAAACUCUUUAACCAGACACCCAGUGCUCCUUCCUUACACGUGUGGUUUGAAAACACUGGAUACAAUCUACCUCGAUACUACAUUUGCGAUCAAAUCGCAUAUAUACCGAACAUUUCCCUCUAAAUCAGAAGGGAUUCGAGAGCUCUUGGAGAAAGUGAAAAGGUAUCCAGAAGAGACUGUCUUCUAUCUAAGAGCCUGGACUUUUGGAUACGAAGAAGUCUGGCAAGCCCUAUCUACCACUCUCAAUUCCAAGAUUCACGUUGAUCGGUAUCAAUAUGGCCUGUACAAGUCCCUGGCCAUCCAGUCUCACAGCAUGCCUGGGCUUGAUGCAGCUACUUUCCUCUGUGGCUUUCAGCUAGGGAAUGAAUUUAUACCUGGCUGUUUGACAUCCGAUGAGAUUGUGAGAAUUCAUAGCUGUGAGCCCGGGGCGUUUUGCUCCAGUAUUAAGUCAGGCAAAUCCAUCUUCAUCAUUCCCGUCAUUACUCGAGAUAGAUGCGGAGCAGCCAUUCCUGAAGCCGGGGCCGGAGGUGGAAAGGGGGAUUUGUAUCAGAUCCAUGAACUGGAAUUGCCAGAUGAGAUGGCAUUGCAAAAGCUUGAGGAACUACUAACCGCACAGAUUGGCAAUGAACAGGUUAUUUCGCAGACUAGGGAGACCUUACGAUCUGCCUUCGAAUCAGGAAAGAGAUCACUUUCACUGGACGAGUUUGGCCUAACUGAAGAUGCCGAUGUGACCCUCAAAGAUUUGAUUUCUAUGAUCAGUAAAUUUCGUGAUAAGCCACUUGAAAAUCUAGAAGAGGCACAAACAAUUACAUUCCCUUAUUCUCGGCACUCUUCCUAUGCCGAGCUUUGUGAACUUGUGUCUGCCUUCAAACCGAGAGAUGUCUUUCCUUGCACAGUCGAUUCCAAGACUUGGAACGAUUCGGUUUCUAUGGAAAGUCUCUUCGGCCAAUUCUGUUCCGGAAAGCGGUUUGUGCAUGACAAACACAUGCGUGAAACUGAGGGUGACAGAUUAGAACGGGAGAAUAAGAGGGCGAGAUACACUUUGAUGCGUGAUGCCAGACAUCAUUUGCAGGCAAUGGGUGAUAAAGUCCUCUUCCAAAUCGGGCCCCUUCCUUGUGAUUUCGACGACGUUGUCGAUGAGUAUACUCAGAAUUCAUAUGCGACGAAUAAUUCUCAAGCCUUGAGCCAGGAACCCUUUGUCGCUGAUUUUGCAGAUACGGCAUCAGCUCGCGAAGAAAGCCACUCUAAUGUGGUGGAUAUACGGAAUGCUGAAAGUCAGCUAUCCAUCUCUGCAUCUAUGCUGGAGUCGGAAGACAGCAAACACGAAGAAGUUAUAGAAGGCCAACCAGGUACUAAAAAUAAAGCCAGUAUCAAUCGUCUUCGGGCUUACCGUGCUGCUCGAACUGGAACUUACGAAGCAUGGAAUGAGAUUGCAAUGGUGUCUGCUGGUAACAACCACACAGAGGAGGAAACUGAAUUGUGAAGCAUAUCAUUCAUAUGAAGUUCAA